Gloeophyllum trabeum ATCC 11539 is the source of this 2253-nucleotide messenger RNA. RefSeq lists its product as uncharacterized. The transcript is spliced from 13 exons. The record is from RefSeq and is a predicted model, not a curated record. Lineage: Eukaryota; Fungi; Basidiomycota; Agaricomycetes; Gloeophyllales; Gloeophyllaceae. The coding region runs from base 1 to 2253 and encodes 750 amino acids.
AUGCUUAUCACUUUGGAACAACUCGUCGAACGUGCUCCUCACCUGGCGUCUGGAACCUGGACGGCUCACAGUCAUAUUCGAUCUCCCGAAGCCUGUCAAUUUACUGGGAAUCAACUGCCAGGUCGAUACUGCUGCGCGCUUCAUCCACCAGUACUGUAUCUCCCAGGAUGCCCAUCCGAAGUCGAGUCUCUGGUGCCGAGGCGUACAGCGUUGAUUGUGGUAAUGGUUACUUCGAAUGCUAGAAUGGUUGCGCACCUGAUCCCUGUGUUCGUCAUGGAACCAGUCGGACGUAUUCAGACUGUUUGGACGACGAUCCCUAUACGCGCGCACCACCUACUCUCUGCGCUUGCUGCAGACGUUAUGACUGACAAGGAGAAUACAUCGCCUAAGAAGGGCACCCCCUUACGCUUGAACGUAGCAAAGAAACGUCCGGAGUUCUCCAGCGAGGAGGCGGUGGAGUCCAUGUUGCUUCCUUCGCCUACGCGACCUGACUACCGUGGCAGUAAGCGACGCGUGUCCUCGCUGUCCGAAGAGGCGGGAGAGCAGGAUGAGGGUGGCAUGCGACCACUGACCGGUCCUUCUGAUUCACCUGACCGACUGCAACAUGAAGCCCCGCCUGCUAUUUCCAAGUUGGUCAAGAAACGGAAGGUGGCCGGCGACCAAGAGACCCCGCGUUCUGGCCUCCUUCCUCCGAGUACCUUUGACUCUCGAUCUGCUGAGACUUCGGUGUCUAGUACGGUCCCGAGUACUGCGGUAGCUGCUGUCUGUGAAGUAGGCGUUACUCAAGCUGUUGCCGGACCGGACGAGUCUUUCCCUGCACCGGACGCCGAGGCGACUGAUAAUGACUCCGCUGCUACGCAGCCUCCCGUACCCGCCCCUAGCCUAGUCGUCCCCGAGCCCCCUGCCGCCGCUCACAUGGAUGAUAUGAUGGUUUACGAUACCAUACCCUACAUAGACGAGAACAACGGCAUCUGGGCCGCAAUCUUCGUUUCCUUCCCUUCUCCCAGCAUCGCGAGCCCCGAUAACUUUUAUCGGCUAUGCCACGGAUUCCUGACAAUAUUUCAAGCCGAACCAGGCUCCUUACGCCCCGCAGAUCGAAGGCUUAGGGCUGCUGCAAGGAAUGUGGAGGCUAGACGGCCGUACCUGUUUCCGGAUUCAAGACGUGACCCGGCUCGACUUGCAAGCAAUGAUGUUCCUCGUGUCACUUCGCGCGUCCUUCUUGUGUUCUUGUGUGAGGAAUGGCUGGCCGUCGUGUCGCGUCCCUCGGCCUAUCGUACUGAACCGUGGAGAUCAAGACCUCCGCGAUAUAAGAGGGAGGAGAGUUGGGCGAAGAAUUGGGGGGUGACCUACCUCCUCGACGAAGCCGGCCGGGCUACAGCUGCAAAAGCAUAUCUUCCACGGGGACGACCUUCUAUCGUCUGCUCAGAUACGCAACUGCGGUAUCCCGAACGCCUGUUGUGGGCACCAUGGGUAGCGCCGCAAACCAUAACUGAGAUGUGGGAGACGAUGGCGCAAGACCGCAAAGUUAGCUCCUCACAGGUGGGAAUACGAAGCAACCCAUACACUGGCGGUAUGUUCGAGACACUUCGUUCGGAUCGUCCCCCGCAAAAGCGAACGUACUAUUGGAAGCCCGAACAGACGCCGAUGUGCCGAUAUCUCUCCGGAAGGACCUUCCCCGGAGUCAAACUAAACGUUCAUGAAGAGGUGGUCGGGCAUGUGAGAGGGACAUGGCAUGAGUUCGCCGAGGAACACUCAGAAAGUGCGCGCCUCACAGAGAUCGAGUCCGGAGAACAGGCGCUUUCCCGCAUAGCAAUGCAAAUCGAGCUAGGCUGUCUGCUAGUCUUUACUCGGACAACGGUAUGGAUAAACAUCGACGUAACGGACAUUCUGCUUCCGAAUGCGGGUAUCUUCGUCCGUGUGGCACUGCGAUACUCGCGUCCUUCCAUUCGACACGAUUUCGACUUGCAUUCGUAUACCUCGAGCGCCCGGGGAGCGAUGCCGACGCCUGAGUAUCUUUCAGCAUGGAGAUCUGCAGUGCUGGGCGCAAGAAAAAUGGUAAACUGUGCGCUGUGGAACGACCUUGUGCAUGUCGUACGCCGCAAAGACGACCCUACGCAGAAGCUGUUAGACAAGUGUUUGAGAGCACCCCAAGCGUUGGCCAGGUUGCUCUGGAAUGACCGACAGAGCGUCUGGCUGGGACUUGGACUCGUGGGCGCGAUUCCCCGCGCGGACCCCGGAAGGGCGGGGCCGUAA